Molecule: messenger RNA, 1975 nt
Organism: Papilio polytes (common Mormon)
Lineage: Eukaryota; Metazoa; Arthropoda; Insecta; Lepidoptera; Papilionidae
Product: nischarin
Exons: 4
Coding region: 141-1538 (465 amino acids)
Cellular component (GO): cytoplasm
Molecular function (GO): protein kinase binding; phosphatidylinositol binding
Source: RefSeq, a predicted model, not a curated record
CGUAAUAUCAACAACUUGUUUCCUGGAUGGGAAUUUACUAAAUUAAUCGCGUAGUUGGUCACGGAAGAAAGCUGUUGCAUCACAUGCAAUGUAUAAAAUAGCUAUUUGAUUUAAAAAAAACCUUGUGUUUAAUUACCGUCAUGUCAACGUUCAUAAAAUAUAGAAAUGAUAGUACAGUGAGUGUGGACGAAGCUUGUACAAAGGAGAAUGUAACUUAUUAUUUAAUAACAGUAAACGUUGGGCCUGUGAAUUGGACCGUGCGACAUCGUUACAGCGAUUUCGAUGAGCUACACGACAAAUUAGUUUCCGAUCAUGGAGUCGCUAAAGAACUAUUACCACCAAAGAAAGUCAUACGUAACAAAACACCUAAAUUUAUCGAGCAAAGACGAGAAGGUCUCAAUGACUACCUCAAAAACGUAUUUAAUUAUUUGAAGCUAACUAUGCCUUACAUUUUUGCACAUUUUCUUGAUUUUCAUAUUUAUGAUAUAUUUUUCCUGCUACAAGAUUUGGCUAAGAAAUUGUUUUUGGAAGGUGACAAAUUACUUCAAAAUGAAAAGUCACAUAAAUUUAGCCCUUUAGAGCUCCAUGCUAUCAGCGAGAGAUUCAAAAUGGCCUGUCCUCCAACAGAGAAACAAGAUCAAAUGUAUGAUUUCAGUCACAUCUUGGAUUUCUGUUCACAAGUGAAUUCAUUGAGUAUUGAAGGUAGUUACGAGAUACUUGGCACAAGUAAUCUUGUGCCGAAUGACCUUAAGUUUGACUUAAUACCAUUUAAAACAUUGACGGAUUUGAAAAUACUUGGUGUACCAAUGGGAUGCAUACAGAGCGUGGGUAGUCUUCGUGAUACUCUAGUGAGUCUGUCGGUGCUGGUAGCUAGUGUUGUAUCCCUCAAUGAGUUCCUACUGGUAGAUGUGCUACACAAAGACCCCUCCAGUCUCGCUGACACUGUGACUUGGAAGAAACUCUCUGUUAUCAAUUUUGGAAGCAAUAAUAUAAAGAAUAUUGACUGGGCAAUCAAAUUGGUUCCGAGAUUACAGCAAUUAAGCCUUACUUCAAACCGACUGAGUGACUUGUGCGAUAUAUCUUGCCUCCACGAUCUGCGUGCCCUUAACCUCGCAAUGAACAAUUUCUCCAUCUGCGACAAUUGGCACGAAAAGAUUGGCAACAUUGUCAAAAUUGAUUUAUCACAGAAUAAAGUCGCUUCCUUAAAAGGAUUCUCCCGUUUAUACUCAUUAGAAAGUCUAGAUCUCAGCUGCAAUCUAAUAAACGAUGUAGAAGAAGUCCAAAAUAUUUGCAAACUACCUUGCUUGGAAUAUCUAUGGUUGACAGCAAACCCGGUCGCGUCGUCCAUAGAUUAUAGAGUCAAAGUCAUAGAGCAAUUUAACGCGCGGAUGUCAGAGAUUUGUCUUGACAAUGAGAAGGCUUCGGAAAAGGAAAUGGAUACGGCGAGAGUGUUACAAGCUUUGAGGAUAGUGAAGGAAGGAAAAACACCGAGUUUCCUAGAAAAUAGCAACACUACACACAGUUUUCAUAAAAGUUGACAAUUAUUAUUAUAAUGAAUAGUAAAUUAAAUGUUUAAAGUGAAUCGAAGCGAAAAGUAAAUAUUUUUGGAGAUGGUAAACUUGUAAUUUAGAAAUUUAAAUAAAUUAAAUGUUUGGGUGAGUUUAUGAGCUUCGAAAUUUGUAUAAAAUUUUUAAUACGAUUUGUUAAAUUGUGAUUUAUUCUAUAUUUUAGUUUCAUAACAUUCCAAGUCGGGACUUUAAUGUAUUUUUAAUAUAAUAAGGUGGCAAAGGAGCAAACGGUCUACUGAAUUCGCUGAAAUAGCGAAGCGACCGCUGCCUGCAAAAGCAGAUGCGUUACCUAUCUCUGUAAUGUAUUAAGAUGAAUAAAAAAAAGUUCUGAUCGCCAAAGAACAUAAGAAUGCCUUUAGUUUUUAUGUUUGCGGCAGUUUACCGUUUGUGCUUGUUAAAUUAAAUAA